Trichosurus vulpecula (common brushtail) is the source of this 3159-nucleotide messenger RNA. It is a transcript of the gene ELOVL5, whose product is annotated as ELOVL fatty acid elongase 5. NCBI's taxonomy places the organism in Eukaryota, Metazoa, Chordata, Mammalia, Diprotodontia, Phalangeridae. Gene Ontology annotation, biological process: very long-chain fatty acid biosynthetic process; sphingolipid biosynthetic process; fatty acid elongation, monounsaturated fatty acid. The transcript has 8 exons. Gene Ontology annotation, cellular component: endoplasmic reticulum membrane; endoplasmic reticulum. Gene Ontology annotation, molecular function: fatty acid elongase activity. The record is from RefSeq and is a predicted model, not a curated record. The coding region runs from base 427 to 1314 and encodes 295 amino acids.
UUCUCACGCAGGCUUAUUGGGAAGAAAGCGGCUAAAACUGACUAGACACGUGAACGAGAGCGGACCACCCCCUCCUCCUUCCCAGCCCUACUGCCUCGGAUUCUCAAAUUUACAAUCACGAAAGUUCUAUUGUCUCAGGAUUGGCCCUUCGUGACACAUGACAUCAUAGGACUCGAUUCAUAAGUCGGCCUCCUAUUCGCCCAUCGCGCCAUUGUGACGUCACAAUCAGCCCACGUUUUAUUGUAGGUACCCAACUCCCUCCUCUCCUCAUCUUCUUGGUUCCUCCCUGCCUCGGCCCUCCCUCCCACAUCCUCUUCGGCUCUAGCGUGACAGCCUGAAAGCGGCUGUCCGCUCCAGCUUUUGCCGCUGCCGUAGCUGUUGCUGUUUUCGCAAAGCUGCUGCCACUCGGUCUAAGGAGAGUAAAAAAUGGAAGCCUUUGAUGCAUCACUUAAUAGUUAUAUGCAGACAUGGCUUGGACCAAGAGAUUCCCGUGUAAAAGGGUGGUUUCUUCUGGAUAACUAUAUACCUACUUUUGUCUUCUCUGUCUUAUACUUAUUAAUCGUAUGGCUAGGACCAAAGUACAUGCAAAAUAAACAGCCAGUCUCCUGCAGGGGCAUUCUAGUGGUUUAUAACCUUGGACUUACGCUGCUGUCUCUAUAUAUGUUUUAUGAGUUAGUAACAGGAGUAUGGGAAGGAGAAUACAAUUUCUUCUGUCAGGACACUCACAGCGGAGGACAAGCAGAUAUGAAGAUCAUCCGAGUCCUCUGGUGGUACUACUUCUCCAAACUCAUUGAGUUCAUGGACACCUUCUUCUUUAUUUUACGGAAGAACAACCAUCAGAUUACUGUCCUGCACGUGUACCACCACGCCUCCAUGCUGAACAUCUGGUGGUUCGUCAUGAACUGGGUGCCCUGUGGUCACUCUUACUUCGGUGCCACCCUUAACAGCUUUAUUCACGUCCUCAUGUAUUCUUACUACGGUCUGUCUGCUGUGCCGUCCAUGCGCCCGUAUUUGUGGUGGAAGAAGUACAUCACUCAGGGACAGCUGCUCCAGUUUGUAUUGACAAUCGUUCAGACUAGCUGUGGUGUCGUGUGGCCUUGUGCAUUCCCUCUGGGCUGGUUAUACUUCCAAAUUGGCUACAUGAUUUCAUUGAUUACCCUCUUCACAAAUUUCUACAUUCAGACUUACAACAAGAAGGCAUCUGCCCGGAGGAAAGACUAUCAGAAUGGGUCCAUGGCUGCCGUGAACGGGCACACAAACAGCUUUUCUUCUCUGGAAAACAAUGUGAAACCCAGAAAACAAAGGAAGGAUUGAAGACCAAACGUUUAGAAACCCCAGACAACAAAAUCAUCUGAUUGUAAGCACAAUGUGAGUUGUGCACUGAUACUCCUAACAGCUACUGUAACUAUUCCUGCCUGCAAUAGUGUGAUUCAUGUAGGACUUAACCAGUGCAAACUAGAAAAACUGUAUAAAGAUUAUUAAAGUAGGCAUAAGACUUUUUAACAAUUCUGGGCUCUUACUGACCCUGCUCUAGACUGUGGAAGGGAGUAUUAUUAUAGUAAAUGACACUGCUGUUGCCUUAUUAGUCAAUACGAUAGGUGCUGAAUUUGUGAUUCACAAUUUCCAAACACUGUAAUCCAGUCUCAUUUUUUUUUUUUACCGUAGAUCAUGCAUGUGAUUGUAAAUGUAAAUUUGUAUGUUGUUUUAGUAGAGAUAAACACACAUGCCUUAAGAGUUUAACAGAAAAAAAAAAGCAGGGCCCAAAGCUUUUCAGUUUAAAAUUAAAGUUAUAAGUUUUGUUUUUUGUUUUUAAAUUUGAUUUUCUUAAUCUGUUCCAUUUAGAAAGAUCAAAGACCACAGUUCAUGAGAUGAUUAAUGUCUGAAGCAUAAUUUUAAGUGGCUUGUCAAGUUUCAGUGAAAUCAGCAAUGGCACCUCCAGUUUUAUAAUAUUGGCUUUCUUUAAGCAGGCCUGGAUUCUAAUGGAGCAAUCAGUUUAACUUUUUAACAGAUCAUAUUUUUUUAUUUUGCGUGCCGCUAUUAAUGUAAGAAAAUAGAAAUAAAAAUGUGCGCUAGAGCAACCAUGACAGGAGAUAGAUAUAUGUGUGUAUGUAUACAUAGACACACAUGCAUGUCUAUGUAUAUAUAGGGAGAGCUUGUCUUUAAGGUUUAAAGAAGAGUGUAUGGUGGACCGACUGUUUUUAAUUUCUCAACUCCAAAUUGCUAAGUGGCUUUUAUACAGGGGAACAAUGCUGGUUUCGUUUCACACAUCAUGGGUAGGAUAUACACCUUUCCAAAAAGACAACUGAGUACUUUUGACAUAACACAGUCCUACAGAUGAUCUAUGAUUGGUUGGCAGGGGUUAUAUUUUGAUUGGUUUCUGUACUGCUAUCUGUUCAGAUGCAAAGUUUUUUUAAUGUGCCUAGAUUACCGAAAAGAGAGAACACUUUCCCAAAUUUGGGUUUUUUUUUUUAAAAGGUAAAAUUUAAACAGAUAGCUAGAGUAGAAGAGAGAACUGGGAAAUUUGGAGAUGACUGUUUUGUGUAAGUCUUAUAUAUCACCUGUAAUUUUCCUGCUUGGUAUCUAAAGAUUUGUUUAGAGCUGCUUAUUUAAAAAAAAAAUGAUAUACUGCUUACCGUAAAAUCUUGUCUUGCACUCGAGUGGCAAAAACAGACAAGAACUAUUGUAUAUGUCCUUUAAAGUGUUGGAACUUAGCCUAUAAAUAAAUACCUUAUUCACUGAGCAGCAAUUACAUUUAACCACUCAUGCAGUAUAUCUUAGAGAAUCAUUGACCUAAAUGUAUAGACUGUUGGUUUGAUAUUUAUGUAAAUAUCAGUUUACCAUGCUUUAAUUUUGCACAUCCAUAUCUUAGGAGAACUAAUGAGUUCUCUUAUUAGUCUUGUGGGUUUUCUUUACUUGUUUUGAAGAAGUCAUGGCAUCUGUUUACAUUUACCUUAUCAAAACUAGAGAGUGUAUGUGUGUGUGUAUGUGUACGUCUUCAUUCCUAGGUACCAGUUUGCAAAAGUCUUUACAUAUUUCAGUACAGAAGCUAUAAUACUCAACAGUGCUAAGUGUGCUAGAAGUAAAUCCUUAGCUCAUCUGGAUAUACCCACAUUGUUAAACAAUGUCAAAACGUUAAUCAUUAAAACAUUUUUGAUUAUC